AUGGAGCUGCAAACCGCCAAGAGAUUCCACAACCUGACUCUUGAGCAGGUCCAGGCUCUGGACCGCGUCCUGACGGAGGCGUUUCCCAUCCACGGACGGGGAAACUUCCCCACGCUGCAGGUGAGAGCCAAGGACAUCAUCCGCGUGGUGAAGGAGCGUCUGGCUGAGAGAGACAUCCGGGUGAAAGACGUGCGGCUCAACGGCGCCACUGCCAGCCACGUCUUAGUGAGGGAUAACGGCCUGGGCUGCAGAGACUUGGACAUCAUUUUCGGAGUAGAGCUGCCCAGACAGGAGGACUUCCAGGUGAUUAAAGAGGUGGUGCUGGGCAGCCUGCGAGACCUGCUUCCUUGUGGCGUUAACAGGCGAAAGAUCACCUGCCUGACGAUGAAGGAAGCGUAUGUGCAGAAGAUGGUGAAGGUUUUCAACGAGCACGACCGGUGGAGCCUCAUCUCACUGUCCAACAACCGAGCCAAAAGUUUAGGGCUGAGGUUCGUCAGCUCCUUGCGUCGACAGUUCGAGUUCAGCGUGGACUCCUUCCAGAUCAUAUUGGACCGCGUGCUGGAGUCGUACUGGGAGAGCGACAGGAAGCGAGGGGGGGGUCUGGCAGCGAAAAGAGACGGCGAGGGUGAGACGAAGGAGCGAGAGAACGCCGGCGUUCCUCAGGAUGCGGAGGAGAGCGCUGAAAAGGGCCCGGCGGCGGCGCCGGCGGCCGGUUCAGAGGGUCCAGGCCAGGAUCGGCCCGUUCCCGCGCUCGAGAAAGAGCUUCCAGCGGCAGAGGUGGCGCGCGUCGACGGGACGUAUGAAGCACAGCUGGGGCUGGAGCCGGAGAGCGUUGGGCUACGACAGGAGGGGGUGGAAGUGGAUGCGGCGGAGGAUGUUCAUUCAGGGGAGGACAUCGUGUUGUGUGAGCGCGGGGGAGAGAAAGGCCCGUUUCACCCGGAGGAGCCUUCAGCAUCCAGACCCAGUGCUUUCAGCACAGAGGCCUGCGAUGCGCUGGUGACGCAUCCAGGUCUGAAGCUGCAGAGUGGCGAAGGGCGGCCCAGGCAAGCGUCUGCGGCACAAACGGACCAGCCGGCGCCACUGGAAGUAGUUGGCUGCGAGGAAGUGACUCAUUCCAAAGCAGAUUCAGUGGCGCUCGGCGCUGAGAGCACGCGGAAUGCGCCAGAAUCGGGCCUGGAGUUCUCCUUCCCUCCUCCGGCCAAGAAAACCUGCAGCACGUCCCAGGAUGUCGUUCCAGACUAUUGCCCCGCUCCCAAAUUACAGCGGAAAAUGUCUCGGAAGAUGCUCAACAAGCCGGAGAAGUGGUCUCUGCUGACCGACCUAUCGGACCUCACAACACAGCUGUUCCCGCCCAUCGAGAUCCCGAAACCGCUGCAGCCGAAGCUUCCGUCGGUGGACGGCGCUCCGGGUCAGCGCUCGAGCCAGGCCGCUGCGAGGGCAGACGCGCGUGGGAGCUCGGAGGCCUUCGCAGCUGCCGCUCACGCUCCGGCCCACGCGCUCCAGGACGCGGCCGCCUCAGCGGGCGCCUCAGCGGGCGCCGCGGGCCAAGCCGUGAAGCCCAAACAGCCCAAGAAGCCGCCGGACGCGGAGGUCCCCCCACGCGCGGCCUCGCGGCCUCGGGUCGAGGAGCAGAGCCGGGCGCCGCCGGACACGGCGCCCGAGGACUGUGGGAGGAGCCCGUGGGCGGCGGCGGCGGCGGGGGGCGGGGCCUCCGCCAUCACGGUGGAGGCCGAGUGCAUGUACGGGGACUUCCAGCAGGCCCUGGACCACCUCCGGCGCCGGCUCAUCGCCACCCACAACCCCGAGGAGAUCCGCGGCGGCGGCCUGCUCAGAUACAGCGACCUGCUGGUGAGGAACUUCCGGCCGGCCAGCGAGACGCAGAUCAAGUCGCUGGAGCGCUACAUGUGCUCGCGCUUCUUCAUCGACUUCCCCGACGUGGGCGAGCAGCAGCGCGAGGUCGAGGCCUACCUGCAGUGCCACUUCGUCGGCAGCGAGGAGGCCGGCAAGUACGACUACCUGAUGACGCUGCGGCGCGUCGUCGACGAGAGCACCGUGUGCCUGAUGGGCCACGAGAGGCGGCAGACGCUCAACAUGAUCACGGUGCUGGCGCUGCGGGUUCUGGGGGAGCAGAACGCCAUCCCCAACACGGCCCACGUCACCUGCUUCUACCAGCCGGCGCCGUACGUGGCCGAGCCCAUCUACAGCAGCUACUUCGUGACCCCGGCGCCGCCGCCGCCGCCGCUCGUCUACCACCCCUACCCGCUGCACGUGCACGUGCAGACCGGCCUGGUGUAGCUCAAUCAACAGGGCGCCGCGUUGUUCCAGUGCUUUGAACCCCCCCCUCCCGCUUGCGACGUGAAAGGGUCCGAGCCGACAGGGCUCCAGAGGCGACGGACCAUAAAGACUUCUGAAAAGAGCCCACUCUCCUCACAGCGAGCGGAGGCGGAGGGCCGUGGUUUACGGCUCCGUCUGCCCGAUGGACAGGCCCGCGUGCCGCUCGUCACCCCCCACAGUCGGGAGGAAGGCGGAAGAUCCAUAUGAAAUGUAAUCCGUUAGAAUCAGCGAUCCGUCAUUAGUGAUAGAACCUCAGCGUUCCUGGGGGCUAAGCCCUCCUGUAGCCGUGUUGUGACUCAUCAUUCGCUGUAGUGAGACUCAUGCAUGUGGUUCCACCUUGGUUCUAGUGUGGUUCUCCCUGUGUAGACGCAGGACCCUGUUCUGUGGUAUCGCCAUGUUGUAAAGUCUGUAUUAAUGACUGUAAACACUGGACUCUUCGGAACCAGUUACGGUCGUGUGAUCACCUUGAACUUUAAAACAGCUGAAAAGAUGAGAAUCCGCCUCCCUUUUCUGAUCUCGCGUCCUCUGUGAUGGUUUCAACACAAUCCGUCAGAAACCUGAAGUCAAAGCGUGACUCAAAGCGAGUGUUUGGUUCUGCUUCUCCAUCCCUCCUCGCUGGGUCCACUCAUCGCGAGGACUGGUCCCCCAGUGACACUGUGCAGAAAGCCUGCGCUGUGUUAAUUGUGAAGAGAACCCGGCUCGGAGCAGGGAACGGGGCCGGUCGCGUGUUGUAGUGGAACGUAGUGAACGUCGGGGUUCUGUUCAGGCCGUCGCGGCCCCUCUGUUCUGUCCCUGUGUGUUCGUCCAGUGUGUGUGUGUGUGUGUGUGUGUGUGUGUGUGUGUGUGAACUGAGUAGCUAUGUGUCUAAAACGUAAAGCACAGGUUUGGAGACUGAAGCACAAUGUAAAUGCACAUAACUGUUAGUGAUGAAGGUGUUUCUGAUAUACUUAAAGUUAAAUAUUGAAAACAUCUAAAAUACUGAGUGCAGCCGUUCUCUGGUGUGUUAUCUUCAGGGUGUGUACGUGGUGCAUUAUUAAGGAUCUGUAUCAUUGUGAUGUUUAGUGGCUUGGAUUGUUGUGUUACUGUAACAAUAAAUGUGGAACAUAAUGGCCCUUUGUCAGGCGUGAAAGCCAGGACAUUGUUUAAUUGUACUCGCGUGAAAUCAAAUAGUUACUUGAGCUACUUGCAGCUUUAUUAGAUCGUAUGUUCUGAUUAAAUGUUGGUGUCAUAGCAACAUUGACAUACAGAGAUGUAUACAGCCUCCAGGUAAAUACUUAAACACUACUACCUUUUAAAAUACACCAAUCAUUGUAGAACGGUGAUGUUUUUUUAUUUUUUCAUGUCGUGGUUCACUGCACUGUACAGGAUCAUGUAUAAAAUCAGAAUUCAUGGACCGAUUCAGAAACCUAAAUGAUUUAUGUCACUUGAUAUUAUCUACAUUUUAAAAAUCCAAAGUAGAGCUGAUCACUGUUUUUAUUUUGAAUCUAUUUACAAUCUGGAUGUUUUAUUGGCUCGUUGAUAAUGACAAUAAAUGUCAAUAUCUGUUCAUA
Messenger RNA from Betta splendens (Siamese fighting fish), 3884 nucleotides. RefSeq lists its product as uncharacterized. The record is from RefSeq and is a predicted model, not a curated record. Bases 1 to 2295 code for a protein of 764 amino acids. Gene Ontology annotation, molecular function: poly(A) RNA polymerase activity; RNA binding. NCBI's taxonomy places the organism in Eukaryota, Metazoa, Chordata, Actinopteri, Anabantiformes, Osphronemidae. Gene Ontology annotation, biological process: mRNA stabilization. The transcript has a single exon.